Molecule: messenger RNA, 1482 nt
Organism: Pipistrellus nathusii (Nathusius's pipistrelle)
Lineage: Eukaryota; Metazoa; Chordata; Mammalia; Chiroptera; Vespertilionidae
Source: the annotation of a GenBank genome assembly
AUGUUCCAGGUUACAUUUAGUGAUGUGGCCAUAGACUUCUCUCAUGAAGAGUGGGGAUGGUUAGAUUCUGUUCAGAGGGAUUUAUAUAAGGAUGUGAUGAUCCAGAAUUAUGAGAACCUGAUCUCUCUAGGUCUUUCGAUACCUAAGCCAUAUGUGAUCACUUUAUUGGAGGAUGGGAAAGAACCUUGUAUGGUGGAGAAAAAACUGAGAAAAGAUUGGAAAUUAAGAUGGGAAAACAAAGAAUUAUCAGCAAAGGAGAAUAUUUAUGAGGAUGACUCACCUGAAACGAGAAUUUCUGCUGAAGGGAAAUCACAUAAAUAUGAUAUAUUUAAGAAGAGCUUACCAAAAAAGUCAUUUAUAAAAAAUGAGAAUAUCAAUGGUGGAAAGAAACUUUCGGAUUCUAAUGAAAGUGUGGCAGCCGUCAGCCAGAGCAAAUCUCUUACCCUUCACCAGACUUAUAAUAGAGAGAAAAUCUAUAAAUGCAGUGAAUGUGGGAAAGCCUUUGGCAAACAAUCAAUUCUUAAUCGCCACUGGAGAAUUCAUACAGGAGAGAAACCUUAUGAAUGUCAUGAAUGUGGGAAGACUUUUAGUCAUGGCUCAUCCCUUACUCGCCAUCAGAUAAGCCAUAGUGGUGAGAAACCUUACAAAUGUAUUGACUGUGGGAAGGCCUUUAGCCAUGUCUCAUCACUUACUAAUCAUCAAAGCAUCCACACUGGAGAGAAACCAUAUGAAUGUAUGAACUGUGGAAAGUCUUUUAGUCGUGUUUCACAUCUCAUUGAGCAUCUGAGAAUUCAUACUCAAGAAAAGCUUUAUGAGUGUCAAAUAUGUGAGAAGGCCUUCAUUCAUAGGUCAUCUCUCAUUCACCAUCAGAAAAUUCAUACUGGAGAGAAACCUUAUGAAUGUAGUGAAUGUGGAAAAGCCUUUUGCUGUAGCUCACACCUUACGCGACAUCAAAGAAUUCACACUAUAGAGAAACAAUUUGAAUGCAGCAAAUGUCUGAAAGUCUUCAGUAGCCUCUCAUUUCUUAUUCAGCAUAAGAGUAUUCAUACUGAAGAAAAGCCAUUUGAAUGUCAGAAAUGCAGGAAAUCCUUCAACCAGCCUGAAUCACUGAAUAUGCAUUUGAGAAAUCACAUUAGAUUGAAACCUUAUGAAUGCAAUAUAUGUGGGAAAGCCUUCAGUCAUAGGUCAUCCCUGCUUCAACAUCACAGAAUUCAUACUGGAGAGAAACCUUAUGAAUGUAUUAAAUGUGGGAAGACCUUCAGUUGUAGUUCAAACCUUACUGUACAUCAGAGAAUUCAUACUGGAGAAAAGCCAUAUAAAUGUAAUGAAUGUGGGAAAGCUUUUAGCAAAGGCUCAAAUCUUACUGCCCAUCAGAGGAUACACAAUGGAAGGAAGCUCAGUAGUGCUCUAAGUGUGGGAAAACCUUUAGACUACGUAAAUCACUAUAUGUGUGAAAAAUCAUAUAUGAGAGAAACUGUAUGA